AUGGUUAAUAUGGACGCAGUACGGGCUUAUCUUGCUGCAACAUUUCCGACACUGCCUUCUGAAAUAAAGGACUAUGUUUCUUGUAUUCUCGAGGCCAAUGUGAAUAAACUACUGACUCUUGAAGACGUCGUGGAAGCAGUUGGUGCACACAUUCAGAGCCAUGUUCAAGGGUCAUGUAACGACCUACUUAAUCGAACGUGUUUACAACUCCUACGUUUACUUCAUGGAGAGAAUUCCUCAAAGGUUGAGAAACAUCCAGUGACCACCGAAAAACUGGACCAGGGUGUGGAUAUGGCUGCGGAGAACCAAAGUUCCGCUGGAAUGGAGAGGGUGUCGAAGGUGCAAGCUAUGGAUGUGCCGACGACAGCGAACAAGGAGGAAUUGGGAAAGGUUGGUGUCCGUGCGGAACAGAAAAUCGAGCAGCGUUUCGCCGAAGCUGUUGCGCAAACGAAGGAGCCCAGGAGCUCAGCGACCUCUUCUCAGAUAUGGCUCCAAGAGCGGCAAGAAGAGAGACGAACAUCAUUUUAUACGCGAAGCAGUGUUAAAAGUAAAGGCAUCAUCAGGCUAAGAUGCAAUAGAGCUGGGAAAUACACAAAGAGCACUGAAACUCGUGUCACACAUUCGAAAAGGGAUGUGCUACAUUGCUCAUGUUUUAUGGACGUAAAACUGGAAGACGAUGGACGCGUGAAUGUAAAAGGUUGUUUUGGCCAUAUUGGUCACAAAGUCGAUGUUGCCCUCUUACGCUUAACGCCAUCUCAACAAAUUUUUCUGAGAGGAUUGCUGGAAGAGUUUUCCCACGACUACAUUAUAAAGCGACUCAGGAAGGAUUAUCCGACUUCAAGAUUAGGGUUUGUGAAUAAAAGCGAUCUUUGGAGUAUCGUAAAUAAAUAUGGAUUGCGACCGGGUUAUCGCCAUAAGGACGACAUGCAAUCAUUGAAAAUACGAGAGGAAGAAAACAAUCCCAACGAUGGAAUCCGGAUCUUUGAAAUGCCUGAGAACCCCACGGGAAGAGGCUUUUGCAUAAUAAUAAUCACUCCUGAACAAGUCAAAUGGCUGAGAGAUUUUUCAAACCGCGGAGUUUCGAUCGAUGAUAUCCAUAAUGCAACUCGUUAUAACCUCAAAUUGGCAACUCUCAUGGUAUUGAAUGAACGAGACCGGGACGAUGAAUUCAUCAGAUGUGGCGAAGCUAUUCCUCGAGGUCAAAAGGUCUUUCCGGAGUUCAAUCCUGCACAAAUAGUGACUGACGAGGCGCCUUGUUUUUUUAAUGGCUUCCACUCUGUAUUUCCGGACUCACACGCGCAGUUGCACUAUUGUCGAUGGCACAUAGGAAAAACAUGGGAAAGGAGUGCAAACAAAUAUGUGGAACUUCGAGUACGAACGAGAGUGAAAAGGAUGAUGAAGGACCUCUUAAUCAUAAGGGAUUUGUCUUCGUUUCAACAUCGUUUUGCUGAACUCCUUGUAUACCUGAGGGAAGAGGGUAGGACCCCAACGUGGGGAUCGUUUUCCAAUCCGAACGCGAUUAUGGAUACGACCAUGAUCAGCGAACACUGGCAUCUUCGCCUAAAAUCGGAGUUCCUGAAUAGAAACGCUAAUAGCCGUGCCGAUUAUUUAGUCGAUCUUCUAAUAAGAGCCGUGGAGGAGUUAUCACAGUCGGAUCAGCUGAAGCGCAGUGUACGUCAAUGUGUUGUUAAGGCUCGUCGACGGUUAGCUAACUCUUCUUAUCGCAGCCAACAAAGCGCUAUUUGUCAUCGAUUAGCUCUAAAGAAGUUCCGUGGUCAUUCCGAAAAGAUCAAGCGACUGGGGAAUGAAAAGUGGGAAGUGUAUUCGAAGUCUGCAGAAAUUUUUGUGGUGCGGCGUAUCCGCGACUGCGAAUGUAACGAUGCCGAAAACGAAAAUGUCCAUUGUCCCCUAUGUGGAAUAUGCCCUUACUCGUGGUCCUGUUCUUGUAAGGACAACCGCGCAGGUAUAAGUUGUGUGCAUAGGCACGCAAUCAUGUUGUUCCACCAGCUCACCAAUAAACGGACGCCUCUUCGGACCCUCCAAACGGAUGCCUUUCCGGACCCUCCACCUCACGAGGAAGCUGGCCCUCAGGAAGGUUCUAAAAGAGUUUCGGUGUCUCCUCCAGUUGAAGUUGACGGCGCUCAGGUGCGAAAAGAAGAACGAAGUCAGUUGCGGGACUCCAUUAACAUGAAGCUGGCUGUACUUCACACAAAAGUGAAUGCUUUGGUCAACACUGAUACGGACGAGGCAAAAGAAAUGCUGUCUACAAUAGAAAAUUUGAUAGACAGGGCCUCGAAGACCGGACAGAUAACUACUCCAGGGAUAGCAAUUCGGCCGGAGUUAACAAAGCGGGGAGCGAAACCUAAGCAAUCGAAAGUCCAACUCUACACUCGUAAGCAAGCACGUCGAGCCAGGGAUCGGUUGUCACCUGACAGUGAC
Messenger RNA from Ostertagia ostertagi, 2439 nucleotides. Lineage: Eukaryota; Metazoa; Nematoda; Chromadorea; Rhabditida; Trichostrongylidae. The record is from the annotation of a GenBank genome assembly.